Cinara cedri is the source of this 2766-nucleotide messenger RNA. The record is from the annotation of a GenBank genome assembly. NCBI's taxonomy places the organism in Eukaryota, Metazoa, Arthropoda, Insecta, Hemiptera, Aphididae.
AUUUGAUUUUCCAGCAGAUUGAUUUGUGUUCAAAUUUUAAAAUUUUGUAUUAAUUUUCAUUGUAUGAAUUGUAUUAUAACAACUAUUUAAUUAUUACUAAAUUCCAAAGUCUAUAUUAAUUGUCACCAUGUUGUUUAAUAUGAACCAAUUGGUCUGUAAAAUAAGGCCAUUUAUAAAAUGUGUAAGUAUAAUGCAAUUAAUUAUGCAGCAGUUUGGUCACUUUAGUUUUAAAUAUUAAAUGGUAUUUAUUCCACAAACAUGCAUUUAUUAACAUAAUAAUUUAUACAUCAUUACAAAAACCAUAAUGUAGAUUAUCUGACUACAAUGUUAUAUAAUCAUAAUUUUUGUAUUAUAAGCGUUUGGUUGUAUUACUAGUAAUUUGUCCAAAAAGCCACACAUUCAUUAUUUAGUAUUUAACCUGUGAUGGUUAUGUUAAACUAUUUGUACCAAAACUGUUUUUAGUUUUAAAAAAAUUAAGAAAUAGUAAUUUUUGUCUUGUUUUUUGAGUUGUAUAGAUUUAAUUUGUAAAUUAAAUAAGUAUCGAGUUUAUAAAAUCUGAGUUUAAGAUUUUGUAUUCUUUCAAACAUUUUUUAUUAAAUCCAAAAACUAAUCAUAAUUAUACAUUUAUUUAGUAUAAAUAUAAUGACAGGACCAAUAUAAUAUGAAUUAUCUGAAAAUUGUAUUGUAAUUUAUUUUAAUCACAUUAUUAAAAUUAUCAAAUAAAGAUAAAAUAUGGGUGUAAGGCCACUAGAAAAUAUGAUUAUUUUUUUAUUUAUUUAAAUCUUUUAACACACAUUUUAGAUUAUAAUCGUAGAGAAGGAUCAAAUACAAAAACAUAAAUUGUAGAAUUUAAAAAAAAAAAAAAUCGAACUUUUAAAUCUGGAUUUUCAAAUAAUCUAGAUUUAUAUACAUCAUUAAUCUAAAUAUAUUCAGUAUACAUAAACUGAAUGGAUACAUUUUUAAAGCAAUAAUAAAUAUUUUGUUUAACCUGUCACUUAACUUUGUAACUAAAAUAAUCUAGACUUGUACCAAGAUUUUCACUGUAAUUUUACUUUUGAUAUUUUCCACAUUUUAUAAAUUGAAAAAUUAUAUUUUUAGAGAGUUUAUUCAAAGAAAGUAGAUGAGAUACUACCAAAAAACUUAUUAGAAGAGUUUCAUACUGCAUCUCAACAAAAGCAACUAGGUGUUAUUUAUGAUAAACGACCAUUUAAAGUUUUUCUAGAAAAAGGAAAAAAUUAUAGCUGGUGUUCUUGUGGUAUGAGUCGACAACAGGUAUUUAUAAAAAAAAAUGUGUAUAUUUUUUUAAUAAGAUUAAAGUAGGUAACAUAAAAUAAAAAAUUGUAUUUCUAUAUUUAGCCAUUUUGUGAUGGGACGCAUAAAAAUCAAAAACUCCGCAUUACAAUGAAACCGGUUAAAAUUCAAGUAGCUGAAAGUAAAGAAUAUUGGCUGUGUAAUUGUAAACAAACAACCCAUCGACCAUUUUGUGAUGGAACACAUAGACAACAACAUAUACAAGACGCAAUAAAAAAAUAUUAAUUUGUAUAAUAUUUGUUGUAUAUUUUACGAGAUAGUUUUUUGUUUGGGCACAUCUUUUCAAGUGAUAAUUAUAAUUUUAUAAAAAAAAAAUAGUUUUUUGAAGAAAUUUUUUUUUUUUAAUUUGUGCUAUACUAAAACUAUUUUUUUUUUUUUUUUUGUCAUAUACAUUUUAUCUUAACUCUUAAGGUAACUAUAAAAUAAUAGUGAUUUAACUUUUGGCCACACAAUAAGUUAUAAUAUAAAAACAAAAUUAUAGCAAUUAAUUAAACUCUAAAAAAAUGUAAAAAAUAAUGUACGAUCAUUUCAAAUUUGAAGUAAUAUAUAGUGUUUAUAGCAAGCAUUGUCGUACAUAGAAGACAAACUAGCGUAAAAUAAUAAUACUUAGCACACUAUAUUUUUGUUUUCAAAAUGGAAGAAAUUUUAAAUAAUAAUUUAUUCAAUGGCUUUUGAUAAAAAUUCAAUGAAACGUUUGCCAUAUUGUUCUGGGUCACAUGUUGAUAUACCAUCUACGUUUGAUCCAUGUUUCAAUGUUUUAGCCGCUUUUGCAGCUUGUUUUUUAACACCAUAAUGUGUAAGUACAUCAAUUAAUGCAAUGAAAUAAAUUUCUCGUACUGGUGCACCUGUUAGAAAUAAUAACAUAACUAAUCUAUUAUAUAAUAACAAACUAUAUUCAAAUUUAUCACCAAAGGGUAAUAAGAUUACCUUCACUACUAGGUAUGGCAUAUAUAUCGAGAUCAGGUAUUAUUGCAGCCACGUCGUACUGGCAGAGGCUUGUAUCACGUGCUAAUAAACUGUGUGGUGAAUCUGGAGGUGUGUUGGCCCAUGUCACUGUAUUUCCAGCACCUUCACUAUCUUCCGCAUCUUCAUCCUCUUCUUCUGCAUUAACAUCUCCAGUACCACUAACAAUUGCUUCUUCCCUUUCACGCUCUGCGCGAGUACAGUCAUGUAUGCCUAAUAAUAGGCUAUAGUCCAUCAAAUGUAAUCCCGUCAAAAACUAGAAUGCAAAAUUCAUAUGUUUUAAAAGUAUAACAAUUUAAAACAUUAAAAUUACACUCACAUCAACAUCUGCUCCUAGAGUUUCCAAAAGCUUAUCUUUUGCUUCAUCACCAAUAUAUAUUUUUGUACGUUCUUUAACAAAAUCAUUGUCUUUAAAUGUCGGUAGGUCUUUUUCCUUCUCUUUAUCUGAAGCUUCUCUAUCAACUGUAGAACCUUUGAGAUCAAAUUUUCUAA